AUGGCGAUCAAACGCUCUGCAAACGGAGGCGGAGGUCUGGCUAAAGAGCCAGAAGACUUCCCAGGCGAGUGGUUGUACUUUAAAGUUAAAUAUGCGCGAAAGCUGAUCAAGAACAUCGGAUUCGACGACCUGGAGCCAUCGCCGAAUCGUAUAAAGAAAUUGAACGACAUGAAGAUCAGACUGGACCGCGUAGAUACCUUUCUGAAAGAGGUGCAAAAGUCAUCUAAACCCUCCCCACCCAAACGGACGUCUCUUCUUGCCAGUCUUCCCAUACCAGAGCCACCGGAAGAGAAGGAAACUGCACCUGCACAUCGACCGCCUCCUGACACACAAUCCUCACCGACAGAACCGUCCAUUUCAACUGCAGGCCUGACCAUCACCCCUCCAGACCCCGAAGGGAUAUCACCAAGCCUCAUCACCGCCGCCCUCCCCUCUCUACUUCCUCUGAGCGCCGCAGAAGCAGCCUCCACCUCCGCUUUCUCUCGUGGCUUCGGCCCAACACCCACCGCGCGCAAGGUGACAGGCGGUGGCGGCGGCGGUGCGACGUCGAUGGUGAUCCAGGAGGAGCUAUCGUCGCAGCUCGAGCUCAUGGCGCAGCAGCUCAAGCGGAACGCGAUCCACUUCUCCACGUCACUCGCGAAUGAUAAGGCAGUGGUGGAGGCCGCGCAGGAGAAGCUUGAGAGCAACUACGACGCGAUGCAGAGCCAGCGGACGAAGCUGAAGAGCCACAGCUCGAAGAGUAGCUCGACGACGUGGCUCGUGACAGGGAUCAUCCUCGUGGUGGUGCUGUUGUUUAUGCUCAUGGUCUCCGUGAUCAGGUUCUCGUAG
Molecule: messenger RNA, 828 nt
Organism: Cyclocybe aegerita
Lineage: Eukaryota; Fungi; Basidiomycota; Agaricomycetes; Agaricales; Hemipholiotaceae
Source: the annotation of a GenBank genome assembly